This is a messenger RNA of Macadamia integrifolia, 1561 nucleotides long. RefSeq names its product probable cysteine protease RD19D. Gene Ontology annotation, cellular component: lysosome. The transcript has 3 exons. Lineage: Eukaryota; Viridiplantae; Streptophyta; Magnoliopsida; Proteales; Proteaceae. The coding region runs from base 136 to 1383 and encodes 415 amino acids. Gene Ontology annotation, molecular function: cysteine-type endopeptidase activity. The record is from RefSeq and is a predicted model, not a curated record.
CUCUCUGUGUCCCCAUGAUUCCAUCUCCCAUGUCGGGUUUAUCUGUCUUUCUGUGCCUAAACUAAUCCAGCCAACAAUGGUAAUUAUGUAAUUUUAGCCACCGCUUCUUCAACCUCAUGAGAACUAUAUGAACUGAUGGAGCUCCUCCCCUUCAAUUUCUGUGUCACCGUCCCACCCUUUCUCUGUGUUUUGGUUCCUUUAACUGACGGUGACAGAAAGAAGAAGAAAAGAUCGAUGGGACAAGCUCUAGCUUCCGCGGUGUGUGUCAUUCUCUUAAGCUGCGCACUUACGAUUUUUGCUGCUGCACUUGAAGUUGAAGCCGAAGGAAUUUCAGAAGAACCCAAAAUAUUUCAAGUCACAGAUGGCCAAAGCAACAGGAAAAUCACCGGAGGAUGGCGUCUGGGAACGGAAAAGAAGUUCCAAAUGUUCAUGAAGAAGUAUGGAAAGACGUACUCGACGAGAGAGGAGUAUCUUCACCGCCUGGGUAUUUUUGCCAAGAACAUGGUUAGAGCUGCAGAGAACCAGGUGUUGGACCCAACUGCUGUUCAUGGGGUCACACCCUUCUCUGAUCUCUCUCAAGAUGAGUUCGAGAAUAUGUUUACUGGAUUGAGAGUUGGGUCUUCUCUAAACGAGGAAGUUAAUUCAAUCGCACCAAGCUUGGAAGUUGAUGGGUUGCCCACAAGCUUCGAUUGGAGAGAUAAAGGAGCUGUCACAGAAGUCAAGAAGCAGGGAAUAUGUGGAGCUUGUUGGGCUUUUAGCACAACAGGGGCAGUGGAAGGAGCCAACUUUAUAGCAACUGGGAAGCUUACAGGUCUUAGUGAGCAACAACUUGUAGAUUGUGAUCACAUAUGUGACCCAAAGGAUAAUACAUCAUGUGACAGUGGAUGCGGUGGAGGCCUUAUGACAAAUGCAUACAAGUAUCUAAUGGAAGCUGGAGGCUUACAGGAAGAGAAGACAUACCCUUACACUGGGAAAAAAGAGGAAUGCAAGUUCGACCCAGAGAAGAUAGCUGUUCGGGUUGUCAACUUCUCCACCAUUCCUCUUGAUGAGAACCAAAUUGCAGCUCAUUUAGUCCAGCGCGGCCCCCUUGCAGUUGGAUUGAAUGCGAUCUUUAUGCAAACAUAUAUUGGGGGAGUUUCAUGUCCAUUGAUAUGUGGAAAGAAAUGGGUCAACCAUGGAGUAUUGCUGGUGGGUUAUGGUGAGAAGGGCUUCUCCAUACUCAGGAUGGGCUACAGGCCAUACUGGAUCAUCAAGAACUCAUGGGGAAAGCAUUGGGGAGAACAUGGGUAUUAUCGUCUCUGCAAGGGACAUGGGAUGUGUGGCAUGAACACUAUGGUCUCUUCAGUUGUCACUGCCACCACCCCUCCACCUAUAUCUACAUGAACUUUGUACAAUAUUUACACUUAAUAUGAAGCAGCUGUGUCUUCCUGUUCCUAGUCAAAAAGGGGAAGAAAUGUAUGUUUUCAUACCACUAGAUGUUGCAGCUUUAGUUUUCUUUGAAGUUAUAUACAAUCAGACAAGUAGGGUUUUAACUCUUUAAUAAAGUUUUUUUUUUUGAUAA